AUGAGUCAUAGUCACAUCGAUCCUUUCACCGAUCUCGCAGACGGGGAUCUAGAGAAACAAGAUGAGAGCGACGGCCAUGCUCGCUCCCCUGGAGGCACCCCCAGACGCGGCGGUAGAAGAAAAGAGGGCGCAGAUGGAGCUGCCGGUGGACACGGCAAAGUGGAAUUGAAAGAAUGGGACUGCUACGACAAGCUGGGAUACACUUUCUCCUGGUGGAAGAAAUGGGGCAUCCUCUCGGUCAUCUUUGCUGUUCAAACAUCCAUGAACUUCAAUGCCGGUUUCUAUGCCAGCAGCGUCAGUCUUUACGCGAAACACUUCAGCAUCUCCGAGCAGGCUGCACGUACUGGUCAAAUGGGCUUCCUCAUUGCCUAUGCAUUUGGCUGCGAAUUCUGGGCUCCCUUCAGCGAGGAGUUUGGCCGAUGGCCAAUCAUGCAACUCAGCCUGUUCUUCGUCAACAUCUGGCAGGUUCCCUGUGCUCUGGCUCCAAACUUUGGUACCAUUGUUAUCUGUCGCAUUCUCGGCGGUCUGUCGUCUGCCGGUGGCUCUGUGACACUUGGAAUGGUUGCAGACAUGUGGGAGCCCGAGGACCAACAAUAUGCCGUGGCCUUCAUUGUGCUAUCUUCAGUGGCCGGCUCUGUAGUUGCCCCAGUCGUGGGUGGCUUUGUGGCGACCUUCCUUGACUGGCAUUGGAACUUCUGGCUUCAGCUCAUUCUCGGUGGCUUUGUGCAGAUAUUGCAUUUCUGUAUUCCAGAGACCAGAUGCAGCAUCCUCGUCACGAGAGAGGCCAGGCGAAGACGGAAAAACGGGGAGAUGGUAUACGGUGGCGAUGAGCUGAAGGGACACCGCAUGUCUUUCCGCUGGGUGUUCAUGGUUUGGGUUCGUCCAUUCAUUAUGUUUGUCCGGGAACCUAUUGUUCUGUGUCUUUCGCUUCUUAGCGGCUUCAGUGAUUCCCUGAUCUUCACUUUCCUCCAAUCGUAUACUCCGGUAUACAAGCAAUGGGGAUUCAAUACCAUCACCAUUGGACUCUCCUUCCUCCCACUUAUGGUCGGCUACUUCAUUGCCUAUUUCUCGUUCCUCCCUUGGAUUUACCGGCAUUCCAAAAUUAGAGCCCGGGACCCUGAUGCUCUGCAACCGGAAGCUCGUCUUUACUGGUUGUUAUGGGUGGUCCCUCUGUUAUCAAUAGGCCUAUUUGGAUUCUCGUGGACAAGUCUCGGUCCGCCCCAUGUUCACUGGAUUGCGCCUAUGAUAUUCUCCACGUUGAUCGCCAUUGCCAACUAUGCCAUUUACAUGGCCACAGUCGACUACAUGAUUGCCUCGUAUGGCCCAUGGUCAGCCUCGGCCACAGGAGGAAAUGGGUUCGCCCGUGACUUCCUGGCUGGAAUUGCAGCCAUGUACUCGGUGCCUAUGUAUUCAAACAUGGGUAAAAAACACCACCUUGAGUGGCCAUCGACCUUCCUGGGCUUCAUGGCGAUUAUUUUCACCAUUCCGAUAUAUGUGUUCUAUUGGAAGGGCCCCAGAAUUCGGGAACUGUCGCCAUUCGCCCAAACCUUGGCUGCCGACAGGAAGAAGGCUGGUCGCAGGGUUUCUUCCUGUGGCUCUGGUGAUCCGGAUCCUGUGGAGAGGUAUUUUUCCUCUCGUUCCUCGGAAUAG
This is a messenger RNA of Penicillium bovifimosum, 1650 nucleotides long. Its product is annotated as putative MFS multidrug transporter. The record is from RefSeq and is a predicted model, not a curated record. Lineage: Eukaryota; Fungi; Ascomycota; Eurotiomycetes; Eurotiales; Aspergillaceae. Gene Ontology annotation, molecular function: transmembrane transporter activity. The transcript is spliced from 5 exons. Gene Ontology annotation, biological process: transmembrane transport. Bases 1 to 1650 code for a protein of 549 amino acids.